AACUGCCAAAGAAAGAUAUCCGUAACUUCGGCCAUUUCAAUCUCUGCCAGACCAUAGAAUUAAUAUACCAACUAAAGCAUCAAUAAUCAUUUUGACGUGGGUUUGCAGGAGGGAAUCAAAGAGAUUAGUUAAUCUUCUUACCAGCUUAAUAUCCAUGUCCAAAAAAAUGAAAGGAUGUGGAUAUUGAUUUAAACCUAAAUAUUCCUUUGUAUCCAUCAUAUUCCUUUUCUUUUAAUCUUAUGCAGUUCAUUGCAUCAAAUCCGUACUGUAACAGUGGGAUUUUACUGAAUUGGUAUUCGGAUAAAACUCAUAAGAGUGUCACCAACUCCUGACUACGUACGAGAGAAGGAAGGAGAAAAUGGCCACGGGAGAAGUUGCUGCUGGCGGGUCUGACAGGCUAACUUUGUCGGGGGUGAUUACGGGCAUAGUUGCUGCAUCUAGUGGCCUCAUUUUUGGCUAUGACAUUGGAAUUUCAGGAGGUGUAACAACGAUGGUACCAUUUCUCAAGGAAUUCUUCCCAAAUGUAUUAAGAAAGGCAUCAGAAGCCAAAACAGAUAUGUAUUGCGUAUAUAAUAGCCAGGUUUUAACAGCAUUCACGUCAUCGCUCUACAUGGCAGGGUUCGCGUCCUCCCUUUUAGCAAGCCGUCUUAUUGCAGCAUUGGGCCGCAAGAACAUCAUAGUGCUAGGUGGCUGCAGUUUCCUUGCUGGUGCUGCCAUUAAUGGUGCUGCUACCAAUAUCACCAUGCUCAUCCUUGGCCGCAUGUUACUAGGUUUUGGAGUUGGCUUCACUAAUCAGGCAACUCCUGUUUACCUGUCAGAGGUAGCACCAGCAAAAUGGCGGGGUGCUUUCAACACAGGCUUCCAAUUCUUUAUCGGCACUGGGGUAUUAAUAGCUGGUUGCAUAAACUAUGCCUCUGCUAAGCUCAGCUGGGGCUGGCGUCUCUGCCUUGGCCUUGCCAUUGUACCUGCAACUACAAUGGUAAUAGGUGGACUCAUUAUCUCGGACACUCCAAGCAGCCUGGUGGAACGUGGCAAAAUUGAGAAAGCUCGAAAAGCGCUGAUCAAGAUCCGAGGAAAUGACAGUAAUAUAGAUGCUGAGCUUACUGAUCUGACGAAGAACAGUGAUGCAGCCAAAGCUUCUCAAGAACCUUUUAAGACCGUAUUUGAAAGGCAGUAUAGGCCUCACCUAGUGAUGGCAAUUGCUAUACCUUUCUUCCAACAAGUAACGGGGAUUAACAUAAUUGCAUUUUAUGCCCCUGUUCUUUUUCAAUCAAUUGGCUUUGGAAAUGAUCCAGCGUUAAUGGCAGCUAUAAUACUUGGAUUAGUGACUCUCGCUUCAAUUAUGGUAUCCACUGGCGUAGUUGAUCGGUUCGGUAGAAGAUUCUUGUUCAUAGUUGGAGGGAUUCAGAUGUUCAUUUGUCAGGUUGCAAUAGCCCUUGUGCUGGCUGCUACAGUAGGCGUUUCAGGCACCAACCCGAUCUCCAGGAGCUACGCUUUAUUAUUACUGUUUUUAAUGUGCGUCUAUACUGCUGGUUUUGGUUGGUCAUGGGGACCUCUAAGCUGGCUAAUUCCAAGUGAAAUAUUCCCAGUGAAACUUCGACCUACAGGCCAGAGCAUAAGUGUUGCCGUACAUUUCGCCGUCACAUUUGUUCUAUCACAAACAUUUUUGGCGAUGCUAUGCCACUUUAGAUAUGGGAUAUUCAUCUUUUAUGCUGUUUGGAUAGCCAUAAUGACCAUAUUUAUCGCACUUUUCUUGCUGGAGACGAAAGGAAUUCCCAUGGAUUCAAUUAAUGGAUUGUGGGAGAGUCACUGGUACUGGCGCCGGUUUGCUCAAGGGAAGCUGCCGAAAAACAGCAAAUAAGGCUAAUUGUCCGGUUUAGGUGGGAGAUAUCGGACAGCUUGCAAUUUUGUUCAGCGACAGGCUAAUAGCAAGUCUUAAGGCAUUGUUAGACCUUAUUUUCAUGUUUCUCGGAUGUUUCUUUUGGAUCUUUUGAUAAAUUGAACGGGAAUUCUUCUAUAAUUUGUAUUAUUCAUUGUUCCUUGUCAAUAAGCAUAAAACCGUACGAGAUAAAUGGUUAGAAGUGGCUGCAAUUCGACUA
Messenger RNA from Ricinus communis (castor bean), 2099 nucleotides. Its product is annotated as sugar transport protein 5. Lineage: Eukaryota; Viridiplantae; Streptophyta; Magnoliopsida; Malpighiales; Euphorbiaceae. The coding region runs from base 359 to 1861 and encodes 500 amino acids. Gene Ontology annotation, biological process: monosaccharide transmembrane transport. The transcript is spliced from 5 exons. Gene Ontology annotation, molecular function: monosaccharide transmembrane transporter activity. The record is from RefSeq and is a predicted model, not a curated record. Gene Ontology annotation, cellular component: membrane.